CUCGGUUUACGACAGUGUGGGAACGGUGGGCAAGAUGGCGGCGCUGAAGGAGGAGCGGAGCUACGGACUGUCCUGUGGAAGAGUGAGCAACGGCAGUAAUGUCACCGUCUUUCACGUUAAACUCACUGACAGCGCUUUGAGGGCGUUGGAAGGCUUUCAGAGCAGCAAGGUCCUGUCAUUACAGCCAUUGAUACGAUUUAAUGGAAACCAAGGGAAAAUUUCAAUACCACGCUCAGAAACUUCCAGUGAGCAGCAAACGUUUACUUUCGACCUAUCGAAUGUGGGCAGAGAUAACCCCCAGGGCAGCUUCGACUGCAUCCAGCAGUACAUCACCAGUGAAGGGAGCAUUCAGCUGGAUUGUCUGGGCAGCAUCCAGGACAAGAUCACAGUGAGAGCGACCGACGACUCCUACCAGAAGGCUAGAGAAAACAUGGCCCAGGUUGAGGAGGAGACUCGCAGUAGGAGCGCUAUCGUCAUUAAGCCAGGGGGAAGAUAUGUAGGUAAGAAAGUCCAGAUCCGGAAACCAGCGCCUGGUCUUUCAGAUGUGGCUCCCUCACGGAGGACAUCUCGGCCUGUCCUCAUCUCUAGCAGUACGCAAAAAAAAUGCACAACUCAGCACCGGCCUCUCCGUGAGCGCCUCAUACACCUGCUGGCCCUGAAACCUUACAAAAAGCCUGAGUUGAUUUUAAGGUUGCAGAAGGACGGCCUUUCACAGCUGGACAAAGAAUCCCUGGACAGCCACCUGCAACAGGUCGCCAAUCUAAAUGGGAAAGAAAAUACCUUCACAUUGAAGGAUUUCAUGUAUAAGGAAGUCCAGAAAGAUUGGCCGGGGUACACCGAGGGAGACCAGCAGCUUCUCAAGAGAAUUUUGUUCAGAAAACAGGCCCAAAGCAGUUCUGCCCCUGUACCAGAGAGUCCUCCCAAAGAGCUGGGAUCCACUUCUCCAUCUCAGAAACGACCUGCUGCUGACUUCAUUGACCCUCUUGUCAACAAAAAGCCCAGAAUAUCACACCUUGCCAACAAGGCUGCAACAGUCCAAGUGAACGGCAAGCUCAGCUCUUCCUGCAGCAAAGGAGAUUCUGUGGGAGCGCCGUUGUCUACAUCCGAAGGCGGCGUAACAUCCGGCUCACAGCCACUCCCGAUGCUGGACAUCCCUCGUCCUUUCGAGGCUUUAUCAGACGUCAGCAAUGACUCCAGCAACAACGGGCGGGACUGCGACUCUCAGGAAGCGGCGCUGUCCGAGCGGCUCAGUCAGCCGCCGUCGCUUCCGUCUAUGCCGACGGUGGCCUUCGCUCCGAGCAUCGGCACAUCCUCCUCCGGGCACACGGUGCUGGAAGGCCCACGGGACAGUAGCCCUAUGGCAAUUAAUAACAAAACCAAAAAGAAGUCAAAAAAGCAUAAAGACAAGGAGAAAAGCAAGGGGAAAGGGAGGGAGAAGGAGAAAAAGGUCUGUCCGGAGCCUUUGUCUGAGCCUAAAGCAGCCUGUGAAAUGAGCCUGAAGAACUCCAAGAACAACAGUAUUGCAUUAAAAAGCACAGAUCUGAAUGGGAUGUGCAAAGCUACCAGUAUUCCUUCAUCAUCACCUGAAGUUGCAGAUUAUUUAUUGAAAUACACGGUGAUCAACUCCCCGGAGCAGCGACAGAAGUAUAAAAAUGAUUUCAACGCUGAGUAUAGUGAGUACCGGGGUCUGCAUGCUCGAAUAGAGGGCAUCACCCGGCAGUUCACUGUGCUCGACAACGAGCUGAAACAGCUUCAACAUGGCACAGACAAGUACAAGUCGAUCCACAAUCAAAUACUUCAAGAGUAUCAUAAAAUCAAAAAGACUAAUCCAAACUAUAGCCAAGAGAAGAACCGCUGUGAAUAUCUACACCACAAGCUGGCUCAUAUAAAGAAACUUAUCGCGGAGUACGAUCAUCAGCAACUUUAAACCUAGAGUCUGUUUUCCUGCUCUGCCUGGAAACCUGGCAGAUGAAAGGACGGCUCUGGAUUCCUCUUCCACUAACAUGAAUUACAUGAAGGGACAAAUCUGGUUCAUUGAGGCUUGGUGGGACACAUGAUCAGUUUAUUUUACAUUUGUUUGGGGGCGUUUUUGCCGUUUAUUUUCUUUCCUUUAAUAAUCUGGUUAGGAUCUAUGAGUGUAGAUAAAGUCGAUCCAGAUAGAUGGCUUCUCAGCAGCCUUCCCUGCCUUCAGAAAGUCUGAGAGUUCAUCCGGAGAUAUUCCAAAAAAAUCUGCAUCACAUGCUUUUGAAACUGGAUUAAAUCAACCUCUAAGAUGAAAUUAGCAUUUUCUACACCAAAUGCAUCUAAUUUGUGUUUGAAUAUUUAAAAAGUGAACAGCUCAUGAGUUUUCUCCACAUAAUAUGCUUGCAAAGUUUAAUCUUUUAAGUUAUUUAUUUUUUUUGUCAUUUAUGUCGGGGUGCAAUUUUUUACACUCCUUUUGAAGAAACGAAUCAAUACUAAUGCUGUCUAUUACUUUGUGUCCUCACUUCAUGAAUGUCUACCAGUAUUUUAUAAUUCAGAAGCUGCCUUUCCCUUCUAAUUGUCAGUGUUGGCAAUAACAUCCUGUCUCUUUGUAGAGAUGCAGAAAUUAGUAUUUGAAUCAUAAAGAGAUGCACCGAGUCAAACACUGAUUUCUCGUGUUUGGCUUUGCUAAAAUCAAGGCGAUGUCUUAACGGAGCAGUAGACGUUCUCAGUCACUGUUGGAAUGUAGGUUUUAAUUUUAAAGCGGCGCCCUCCCUGUCCGGUCGAUCUGCGGCGCUCCCUUACAGCAGUGUUUCCUACGAGGCCAUGUGUUUGCUCCUAAUUGGUACUCUUUCAUGCUUUUGUAGCAAAGAAUUCACAGUUGGAUUGAAAGAAGUAAUUUUUUUGAUCAAAUCUCAUAUCUUUUAAAUUUACAUGAUCAUCUUUUGUGUUAAAAGUUGUUUACUGUAUGUAAAAAGAGAAAAAGAUACACAUAUAUAUAUUUUUUUUGCCUGCUGUUUGACCCUCUUUCUGGUCCGAAUCAGAUGACUGUUAAGAAGAAGCCAUUGUUGUUUAUGCUCCCAGUCCUUCAUGUAGAAGGAGCGGAGUGGUUUGCCUUUUCAAAACGUGAUGUCAAUGAACGGUUCCUUCAAAUGUCUCGCCUGAACACGCUCCCUCCUCCGCAGGCAGCAGGGGCGACCCAGCUCUAGUCGCUGAAUGCAUUUCUUAUCUCCAUCUUUUUAUGUGAAUAAUACAAAUCAGCACUUUCUCUCCUGAUCUUGCUGUUACUGGGGUGAGGGGAUUUCUUCGAAAGUCACUUUUUUCUGAAUGCAUGCUUAUUGAAUGUUACAACGAGCAGCCUUUUAUCUUUACUUUGGGAGGGGGGGGCUUGCCCUAGGAUAUUAGAAUCUAAGCUAAGGCAUUGUCUGGCUGGAUUGGCGUGUAAUCAGUUAGUCAAGGUAUACCAAAGUGCUUAUCAGGCAAGAUGGCACACAUAAAAACGCUUCACCAAAUGUUGGUAAAGAAUGAUGUUGCAGUAUUUACCUUCUGUUACCAUUUCUUCACUCUGUGACUCAUCGCUCAGCACAGAAGCUUCAGUAUUUUCUAAAGAGGAUGUCAGAAAAAAACUCACUUUGAUUCUGAUUUCUAGUAACACUACAUCUAUAAAAAAACUUGGAUUUGAUGACAUCUGGAUUAGAGACGUUAACAGUCAACACCACGAUCGGGAAGCGCGCCCGUUACACAAGGAAUGCCUUUGUCCUCAUCGUUGCCGAUUGGUUUGUAGCGCAUCUGUGUCACGUUUUUUUGAAUCCAAGGUGAGAAUCGAUCAGGGGAAUACGUUUAGAGCCAGCAUAGUGCAAACGGUCAGUGAAGACACGACAGCACAGUGCCAUUUGUAUGAGCUGAUAGUGCCAAAAUGACCUGUUGUAUAGUUUUCUCUUGUUUGAUUAUAUACAUGCUGCUUUGAAAGCAAGCAGGGCUUUGAAGAUUAGUCAUGAAAUGUCAGCGCUAAAAUCCAAAGUAUGCUUCUUUUUUUUUUUAUUUGAAAACCACAAGGGACUGGGACUUAAAAUGAUUUUUGUUUCAAUAAAACUCUUUAAAAACUAUCAUGUGGGAAACUCAGAAUCAGUUGUGGUUUCUUUCAGAGGUAAUACCUUAAUAAGGUCCCUUUGAUGGGUUUGGAAAUAUGAUCCAUGGUAUCUUGCAAAAACUGUUCAUUCCUUUUUCAUUAUUUUACAAACACUGACUUUAAAGGGAAACUUUUGGUUUUGUGACUCAGAGGACCUUCAACAUGUUUGCGUUUCCCCUACAUCUCCUAUAGCUAAACCACACUUCCAUAAAUGUCCAUUUAUGUAUUGCCUGUCCAGUAGUUAUCCUGUUGAUACAUUCUCCUACCCUAGCUAUGACUCUCCUGGUUACUUACCAAUCAGUCCUCUCAUUG
Molecule: messenger RNA, 4402 nt
Organism: Cyprinodon variegatus (sheepshead minnow)
Lineage: Eukaryota; Metazoa; Chordata; Actinopteri; Cyprinodontiformes; Cyprinodontidae
Gene: ell
Product: elongation factor RNA polymerase II
Exons: 12
Coding region: 35-1927 (630 amino acids)
Biological process (GO): snRNA transcription by RNA polymerase II; positive regulation of transcription elongation by RNA polymerase II; transcription elongation by RNA polymerase II
Cellular component (GO): transcription elongation factor complex
Molecular function (GO): cis-regulatory region sequence-specific DNA binding
Source: RefSeq, a predicted model, not a curated record